AUGCUUAAAUUACAAAUAUUUAUUUAUUAAAGAAACGUUACAUUUCUCACUAAAAAGAUGCAUAGAUUAUAUAUGCAGUAUGAAAUCGAUCAUUAACUGCUAUUAAUUUACAGUGUGUCAAAAUUACAUAAGUAUUAUAGAAUUAAAGGAAAAUUUAUGCGGAGAUUUUUUUUAUAAUGCAUAUUGCAAUCAAAGAUAUACGUAAGAUUCGUAUUAUCUACUAACCAGUUCACUAAAUUUAGACUAUAGCUGCUAUCGCAGAUACCGGAGUAAAAGCUAUUCAUUAAAACUUGUGUAAAUAGCGUUCAUUUCCUUAAAAAGGAUUAGUGUUGUAACAAAGUUUAAAGCAUAUAGCACCAACUGUAUUCAGUAUACUGUUCAUUCCUUUCAGCGAUAUUUGUAUAAUAAUCAUAUAUUUCUUAUAAAACAUUUACUACAAAAGAAACAUCAUGGCGUCGAAAAAUGCUACUGCUGAUACCGCUUCUACCAAGUUGUACACGCGGGAAGAAGUUGUUAAACAUAACGAAAGCAACGAUUUGUGGCUUAUUAUUCACAACAAAGUUUACGACGUGACUUUAUUUCUAGAUCAGCAUCCAGGUGGAGAAGAAGUUAUUUUAGAUCAAGGUGGUAAAGAUGGAACAGAAGUCUUUGAGGAUAUCGGUCAUUCUAGCGAUGCUAGGAAAAUAAUGGAAUCAUAUAAAAUAGGAGAAAUAGUAGAAAGUGAAAGAACAGAGGGAAAUGCUGAUGGAUUAACUGGAAUAAUUGACGAAGAAAGUACUAGUCGGUGCUGCAUCAUGAUGUGAUGAUCGGUAAUUGCAGUGGUUCUUGGAGGUCAUGGCUGAUUCCUAUUGCACUUGGAGUUCUGGCAACAUUUGUCUACCGUUACUUUAUCAAAGCACACUGAGUCAUUCCUAAGAAUUAUUUUUUAUAAUUUGUACAAACAACUGUUACAAAUAAUGAAUCAAAAAAUAUGAUAUACAUUGCACAUACAGUUUUUUCGUGAUAUGAAAUUGCACAUGGAAGCUGGCCUAGUAUGAAAAGCUUUAACUUUAAAGUUAUGCUUAAAAAAGAAAAAACAGUUUUCCAGACGCUCAGUGGUACAAAAGCCUUAUUGAAAUAUCUGUUUCUGUAUGUAUAAAACAUGAUACAUUAAUUAAAGAUGCAAACAAUGUUUAAGUCAUUGUUAAGUUUGUAUUUAUCACAGUUAAAAA
Messenger RNA from Osmia lignaria (orchard mason bee), 1211 nucleotides. RefSeq names its product Cytochrome b5 (gene Cyt-b5). The record is from RefSeq and is a predicted model, not a curated record. Gene Ontology annotation, molecular function: heme binding. NCBI's taxonomy places the organism in Eukaryota, Metazoa, Arthropoda, Insecta, Hymenoptera, Megachilidae. Gene Ontology annotation, cellular component: membrane; intracellular membrane-bounded organelle.